AUGUCAGACGAUCCGUCUUCCUCCUCAUCAUCGACAGCUGCCGCUCAACCAACGUCAAGCCUUCCCGGCCAUUCGACAUCUGAUCCGACGACUGAAGAGAUCCGCCGGCAAGUCGAGAACGAGCAAGCUCUGACGGACUCGCGACGGAGGAUCACAGAGCUAAAGGAGGAGUUGAGGAAAGCUGUAGAGGAGAAGCAGGCUCUACAGGAUGAUCGACAAGGAGUCGCCUCGGAGAGUGCACAAUUACGGACGCAGCUCGCAGCUCUCCAGUCGACGCAUCACAAAUCAGCAUCCGAGCUGACCGUCCUCCAGACACGUGUCGAAGCGGUCGAGAGAGAAAAGCGGGAACUCAUAGAAGAGACCGAGAGACUGCAGCAGCGAUCCAAUCGUAUCACUCAGGACCUCUUUACACUACGGUCACAGCGACAGGACAGCUCACAGAAGCUGGCGCACCUUGAAGUCGAGGUUUCCGAGCUACGCAUGGCGGCGGAGUCCUCAAAAUUCAACGAGCAACGUAGUGCGCAGGCCCUGCAGACGGCCCGCAACGAGAUAUUGCAGCUCAACAAAUCUGUGGCUGAUGUCGAUGAGAGAUUUGCAAAGUAUCGGGCGGAGAAGUCCUCUGAGCUAUCUCAGCUCCAGCUCGAACAUGACACCAUCGUCUCCCGCCUGACAUCCACUGACCAUCUCUACCAUGCCCUUCAACGAACCUACAACGACCAGUCUAAACGUCUUGCUGAGGCUCAUGAGAACAUACGUGCACUUACGGACGCUGCUGCCAAUCGGAAGAUUUCCACAUCGAGCGAAUUCGCUAGGUUGAUGGAGGAGAACAGGAUACUAAAAAAGAGGGCAGAGGAAGCUCGCUCGACAAUCACAGAACGAGAGGCCGAAUUAGAGCGUGUGGCGGAUUCAGCAGGUGAAAAGACCCGAGUCUGGGAAGAAAAGUGGAAGAAGGAAGAGCGGCUGCGUAGGGAAGCCGAGAAGCGGGCAGAGGACCUCCAAAUCGUCGUCGAGAGACUCGCUAUGGCUGGAGGAGAGGGUUCCGAUCUGAGUCCCGCUGCUGCUCUUGCGACUGGAAUGAAGCAGAGUGGAAAGACGUACACUCAGUUCUACACCGACUAUACCAUUCAAGAGGGCAAGCUGAGGGCCGCGGAGAACGAGGUCUCCAGAUUGACUCAGCUCUUAGACGAGAUCAGUGCGGACAUCAGCGAAAAGAAACCGCUACUUGAUGAACAAGCUGCCGAACACGCCCGUGCCAUAGAACGGGCAAACGCUCUGGCUCUAGAGCUGGCUUCUGUCAUGUCGGCCCGGGAUGCCCGAGACGUGGAGCUCCGAUCGCUGAACGCUUCUUCCUCGCUGCACAAGGACGAAGUUGCUUCGCUGACGUCUACGACUGAGGAUCUCUCUCGACAAGUUCAGACCCUUUUGCGUCAAAUUGCCAUCCGAGAUGAUCCCUCUUUAGCAUCUCAAACGAUGGAUGGCAAUGCUACAGUCUCGGAGACUGGAGACCUGGUCACCGACUACUUCGUCGAAUUCAAGUCGAUCCGAUCUCUGCAGCAGCAGAACCAGAAACUUUUGAAACUCACUCGAGGGCUGAUGGCCAAACUGGAUGCGCAAGAGAUAGAUAGAGCCGGAGCCGAUGCUGAGGACCUCGAAACCGGAGCGACUUUAGAACAGGCCACAGAAACAAUCACCAAACUCCACGCUCAACUUUUGGAUGCUCAGAAGAAGAUCAAUGAGGCGACGAGGGAACGAGACUUUUUUUCAAAGCUCUUGGCUCGGGGUGAUGGUCUCAAAUGGUCUUCUCCGUCUGGCGGACCAUUAGAGGACGGGUCAGCACCACAUGAACAGGCUCUGACAACACUGCAAGUAGAGAUCGAGUCGAUACGUUUAAAGGCAGAGCAAGAUAUCAGUGAUGCACGGGAGCAGCUACGGACGAAGAGCGAAGAAGCUGGUCAGGCGGAGAUUGCCAAGGUCAGAGCAGAGGCACAGAUCUCCAUGUUGCAAGAACAACAUCGUAUGAUGACCGAUGCGAACGCCUUGCAGAAGCAAGAGCUGAGUGGUCUACAUGACGAGAUGAGAAAGUUACACGAGAGCAUCGCUGUGGCAGGUGUGGAGAGGAGACUGGCUUUGGAGCAGGUGGCGUCACGUCAAGGCGAAGCAGACAGGCUGCGCAAUGAUCUGGCGAACCUUCGAGCGGAGAAGGAGCAAUUGGCGAGCACCGAAGCUAGACUUCAAUCCGAUUUCCGAUCGGUCCAAUCGGAGCGAGCACGACUCCAGCAACUCAUUGACAACCUACAGACUGUCAACAGCGAACAUGAGAAGACUCGAGCGGAAGACCGGGCAAGGUUGGAGAGACGCGUAGAGGAGGUUGAGAGGAACAUGUCUACUCUUAGAAGUCAAUUGGAUGCUGCCAAGGAAGCCACGGCAGCUGCCGAAAAACGAGCGGACGAUAUUCAACCUAGGAUCGACGCCGCUACAGCUUUCGUCCGAGCUGAGAAAUCGGCUGCUGAAGCACAGGUCCAAGCGCUUACGAGCGAGAUUGCGACCCUCAAGGAAGAGCUGGAGAAAGUUAAAGCCGAAUCUGAGAAGCGAAUGCGCAUUGGUCUCAGCCAUCAACGUCGUGCGAAUGACAUGAUGGCUGAGAAGAAGCGGAACGAAGAAGCUCUGUCAAGCAAGGACACAGAGAUUGCAGAGCUCACUGAGAAAGUGGGAGCCGCGACCAAGGAGCUGGACGAGGUCAAGGGCAAGGUUGCAGAGGCGGAGAAGAAAUUGGUGGAUGUAGAGCGAGGAAGUACGCUAAAAGACGCGACGGUGUCGAGGCUACAGAGCGAGCUGGCCAAGGCGCAGUCAGGGGCGAGUGUGGCAUCUGGGGACAGCUCAACUAUCACCGCACUCAGGACCGAGAAGGAGUCAUUGCAGCAGAAGCUGGCUCAAGCGGAGAAAGAUCUCGCUGAGGCCAAGGCGGUUGCGUCUGCGGCUGCUCCGACUGGGCAAUCCACUAGCUCGGACCUUCAAGCGAGGGUCCAAGAACUUGAGAAGGAUAAGGAGGCGUAUGACCAGAAAUACGAAGAAAAUAUCACAAAGGUUAAUCGGGUCAAUGCCAGCCUUUCACAGCGCCUUCGGACGGUCGACGAGAUUCGAGUCUCGUUGGAGGCGAAAAUCGCCGAUCUCGAGAAACAGAUCUCCGAGCAUCAAGCUGGAGCUACCGGUCAACCUGGAACCGCCAGCAGUGGACCACCCGAUCAAUCAGCCAUUGAUGCAGCUGUCAAAUCUGCGGUUUCUGCCCGAGAGGCUGAACUGGAGGCUGAGCAUUCCAAAGCUCUCGCAGCCGCGCGGUCCGAGAACAUAUCCAUCAAAGCGGAUCCCUCAGAGUCCAUGGACGCUCAGCGCGCUCAACUCGAAUCAUCCUUUUCGAAACGCGUUGAUGAUGCUGUAGCGGCUCAAAAGGCCGAACUGGAGAAACAGGUCAAUGAUUUGAAUGGACAAGUAGCGACUCUAGAGACCAAAGUCAAGACGCUGGAACGCCAGAUCAAGACUGCCGAAAUCUCUCGAAAGACGAUCGAAAGGCAACGAGCGGAUCUAGAGAGCAAAUUGAAGAAAUAUGAAGGAGAGGGGUCAUCGGCCUCUGCUACACCUGCAUCAUCUGGCGCCUCGGGGUUGUCGGCCGGUGCACCCGCGUUCCAACCUGGAGAUUCGGCUCAGACUCCCACUUCUCAGCCCCCCACCGCUGCCGGUGCAUCUGUUAUGCCCGCUCCAGCUGGCUCGUCACCUGCUUCCAUCCGUGGCAAAGGGCGUGCUACGCGAGGGACAGGAAGAGGGGGAAAAGCGAAUACAGUGUUAAGUGCUGUCAACGCUACACUGGCUCAGACUGGUACUCCUUCCACACCAGCAGCGACAGGGACCAAAAGGCCCGCUCCGGAAGACGGAGAGAUUGCCGAGGACGCGAGCGGAGCAGCAUCGGAAUCAACAGCAGCCAGUAGCACAGGAGCAUCCAUCUUGCAACGGAUAGCUCCUGCCGCUGUUGGAGGGGCUAGUGGAGCUGGACCACCUGCUGGUGCAGGAGGUGCUGGUGCCACGCCUGGCGGUACGAGACAGUUGAAGCGACCUCGAGGGCUUGGAGGCGGUCGAGGCGGUGCGCCCCCCGGUGCAGGAGGAGCUGGUGUCGCCGCUUCGGGGUCAUCAGCGGCCACGACGGCGGCGACGAGCACAGAGACUAAUACGGGUGGAAAGGAUGAACAGAACGGCAAUGGCAAUGGCGCAAGUGGUAGCGGGGCAGGCGAAGGUACAGGAGGAGGAGGAGCUGGAGGUGAAGGGUCAGGGACAGGGACAGGGACAGGGAUAGGAUCGUCAUGA
Molecule: messenger RNA, 4353 nt
Organism: Kockovaella imperatae
Lineage: Eukaryota; Fungi; Basidiomycota; Tremellomycetes; Tremellales; Cuniculitremaceae
Exons: 15
Coding region: 1-4353 (1450 amino acids)
Biological process (GO): mRNA export from nucleus
Cellular component (GO): nuclear pore
Molecular function (GO): structural constituent of nuclear pore
Source: RefSeq, a predicted model, not a curated record